UCUUUCCUAUGUUACCUUGCAACCCUGGGGAGCUGGCCUUGCCUUGCUAGACCCCGCUUCCCCUGGCGGACCCCCCACCCUCGCCUGCAGUCGCUGCCCUCCAGGCCCCUCCCUGGAGCGCUGAAGGGCCCCUUCCCCUCUCGGAUGGGUCUGGAGGUCCCUGGAAAGAGGGAAGCUGGGCCCUCGGCGUUGCUGACGCCCCCAAUGUCGUCGAGCAGCCGGGGGCCGGGGGCCGGAGCGCGCCGACGCCGAACCCGCUGCCGCCGCUGCCGAGCCUGUGUGCGAUCUGAGUGUGGGGACUGCCACUUCUGCCGAGACAUGAAGAAGUUCGGGGGGCCCGGGCGCAUGAAGCAGUCGUGCCUGCUCCGGCAGUGCACUGCCCCCGUGCUCCCACACACAGCUGUGUGCCUCUUGUGUGGGGAGGCUGGGAAGGAGGACACGGUGGAGGGAGAAGAGGAGAAAUUUGGUUUGAGCCUCAUGGAGUGUACAAUCUGCAACGAGAUCGUCCACCCUGGCUGCCUGAAGAUGGGGAAGGCUGAGGGUGUCAUCAACGCAGAGAUCCCCAACUGCUGGGAGUGCCCUCGUUGCACGCAGGAAGGCCGGACCAGCAAGGAUUCAGGAGAGGGCCCGGGCCGCCGGCGGGCUGACAGCGGCGAGGAAGGUGCUGGCCUGGGGAGUGCAUGGAAGCUGACGGAGGAGCCGCCGCUUCCCCCGCCCCCACCCAGGCGCAAGGGCCCCCUUCCUGCUGGUCCCCCCCCAGAGGAUGUGCCUGGGCCCCCCAAACGAAAGGAGAGGGAGGCAGGGAAUGAGCCCCCCACCCCAAGGAAAAAGGUGAAAGGAGGCCGAGAGAGGCACCUGAAGAAGGUGGGUGGGGAUGCCUGCCUCCUCCGAGGAUCGGACCCAGGCGGCCCUGGCCUUCUGCCCCCCAGGGUUCUGAAUCCGAGCCAGGCUUUUUCGUCUUGCCACCCUGGGCUCCCUCCCGAGAACUGGGAGAAACCAAAGCCACCUUUGGCCCCUACGGAGGGCCCAGCGGUGCCGUCUCCGUCACCACAGAGAGAGAAGCUGGAGCGCUUCAAACGGAUGUGCCAGCUGCUGGAGCGGGUGCCCGACACGUCCUCGUCCUCCUCGGACUCGGACUCGGACUCGGACUCAUCAGGCACGUCCCUGAGCGAGGAGGAGGCUCCUGGCGAGGCCCGCAACGGGCGCCGGCCGGCCCGGGGCAGCUCAGGAGAGAAGGAGAACCGUGGGGGGCGGCGGGCUGUGCGCCCUGGCAGCGGGGGGCCCCUGCUCAGCUGGCCCCUGGGCCCUGCACCACCGCCCCGGCCCCCACAGCUGGAGCGGCAUGUGGUCCGGCCACCACCUCGAAGCCCUGAGCCUGACACGCUGCCUUUGGCUGCUGGAUCCGACCACCCCCUGCCCCGGGCUGCCUGGCUCCGCGUCUUCCAGCACCUCGGGCCUCGGGAGCUGUGCGUCUGCAUGCGCGUCUGCCGGACCUGGAGCCGCUGGUGCUAUGACAAGCGUCUGUGGCCUCGAAUGGACCUGAGCCGGCGGAAGUCACUGACUCCGCCCAUGCUCAGCGGUGUGGUUCGGCGCCAACCCCGGGCCCUGGACCUCAGCUGGACGGGUGUCUCCAAGAAGCAGCUAAUGUGGCUUCUGAAUCGACUGCAAGGCCUGCAGGAGCUGGUGCUUUCUGGCUGCUCCUGGCUCUCCGUCUCAGCCCUGGGCUCAGCCCCACUGCCGGCCCUGAGGCUCUUGGACCUCCGCUGGAUCGAGGACGUUAAAGACUCCCAGCUCCGCGAGCUGCUGCUGCCUCCGCCCGACACCAAACCAGGCCAAACGGAGAGCCGUGGUCGGCUGCAGGGGGUAGCGGAGCUGCGCCUGGCGGGCCUGGAGCUGACUGACGCCUCCCUGCGACUCCUGCUGCGCCACGCCCCCCAGCUGAGUGCCCUGGACCUGAGCCACUGCGCCCACGUCGGGGACCCCAGCGUCCACCUCCUCACAGCCCCCACUUCCCCGCUCCGCGAGACCCUCGUGCACCUCAAUCUCGCUGGUUGCCACCGCCUCACGGACCACUGCCUCCCGCUCUUCCGCCGCUGCCCACGCCUACGCCGCCUAGACCUGCGCUCCUGCCGCCAGCUCUCACCUGAAGCUUGUGCCCGGCUGGCAGCCGCCGGGCCCCCAGGCCCCUUCCGCUGCCCCGAGGAAAAGCUACUUCUCAAGGACAGCUAGUUGGGUGCCCCCCAUGCUCCCCCAGGACUCAUCAGGAGCCUGGACCUUUGGCUUUCAUUUCAUCCCCUGCCAGGAGGCCAGGUUACCCACCUCAUGACUGGGAAUUCCUGAGUUUUAUGACUUGGGAUUCCUUCCCAGGGACUAGAGCCAGCCUCCCUCUCCCUUCCCCCUGCACUGAUAUCUCUGGGGGUCUCUCCUUCCCGUCCCCUCCACCUUCCACCUACUUCAUUGUCCAUCCCCUGGGGGGAGUGGGUCAGAGGUACUGGGGGGGGUGCUGAGCCAAAGGGAUGGUGGGAGGGGGGCUAAGGUGCAAGUUGGAGGGGGGGACAUGGGGGAAGGGUACCUGUGCACAGGAUGCUGGGAGCCAGGGGGCUGGGGGAGGUGGAGGAAGGGGCUGGGGGGAGGGGGCAGAAAGCAGACCAUCAAGGGUUCAGGGAACAAAGACCAGAUACUUGGAGUUGGGGGGGUGGGGGGCCAAAAAGGGAAAAACCAGAGGGGCAGUUGAGGAUCCGGGUGUCAGAGGUAAGGGAACCCCGGGGAGCCAGGGGAAGCCAGGACUUUGAGAGGGGUUGGGGAGACAAGAGCAGGUGUGGGGGCAGUCGUACCCCCCUCAGGGGGAUCACCCCUCGCCUUUCCCCUCCCCAGAUUUCAGUCCCUUUCUCCCAACCCUGACUCCUUGAACGUCACUGACAAUGGCAGCUAUUGUGGGAGUGGGGGCCGGGGGCCUACUCUGUUCAGGACGGCCCAAGGGAGUGGCGAGGGGCGACUGCAGCCCCUGCCUGCCUCCCUGCACAAUACUUGAACAUUCAUCUGUACUGAAGUGUUACUUGAACCGGGGCAACCUCGGACCUGGGGGAGCUGGAGUGUGAGGGGACAGGCCCAGCUUGAACCGAGACCGGUCGCUGGGCCACCAGUCCGGACUGCACCACCCCAGGCGCGCUCUCGCUUUACUGUAUUGAGCAGCUCCACCCCUCUUGACACGAGGGGGGGCGGUGCCAGCCCAAGGAUGGGGACGAUGGAACUUCUCCAGUGUGGCUCUUCCAACUCUUUCAUCGUCAUGGAACCUUGUACCUAUUUGCCCAGGGAACUGCCACUCCCGGUUGCCAUGGAAAUAGCAGCCAAUGGACACCUCCCGAUGCCAGUGCUAAGGCUGGAAAUGGCCCCUCUUAGUUGCCAUGGGAACUUAGUAACAGACUCUUGGCCCUUCCCGCCUGCCCCUUCCUCCAGCGUGGGGGCGGGGCUUCUGGAGCCAGGGGGAGGGAUCGGGCCGGGUCCCACCCCUCAGCCCAGGCUCCCCUGGGGAGCCAGGUCGUACCGAGUAGGGGCGGGGGAAUCUAUCCACAUACCUCAGGUAACUGACUGGGAGGUGCACGGGUGGGGGGAGGGACUGGGCGGACCAAAGGCCGGAGGGGCGGGAGGCCUGGGGAUCGAGAAAGGCUCGAGAUGGAGCUGCUUGGGGGAGGGGAGGAGGCAGCCCGGUGAGGGGCAGGUGGAGGACCCAGCCGGGCUGGGCCCCUGGGCCCCUGGGCCCCUGGGCCCCGGGUCUAUACAAUACGGUUUGCUAUAAAACUCAAAAUCUUCCAGCCGGG
This is a messenger RNA of Orycteropus afer afer, 3818 nucleotides long. The record is from RefSeq and is a predicted model, not a curated record. Lineage: Eukaryota; Metazoa; Chordata; Mammalia; Tubulidentata; Orycteropodidae.